Molecule: messenger RNA, 1551 nt
Organism: Limulus polyphemus (Atlantic horseshoe crab)
Lineage: Eukaryota; Metazoa; Arthropoda; Merostomata; Xiphosura; Limulidae
Product: putative L-aspartate dehydrogenase
Exons: 8
Coding region: 257-1096 (279 amino acids)
Biological process (GO): NAD+ biosynthetic process
Molecular function (GO): L-aspartate dehydrogenase [NAD(P)+] activity; NADP binding
Source: RefSeq, a predicted model, not a curated record
GCUUCAUCAACCUAAACACAAGCAAUGGAUGCCAGAUAAGAUGACCAUUAUGCUGACUUUUUUCAAGUACUAUGAUGGUUGCAAGUACUGAAACACUAGGAAUGCUACAGAAGGGCAGAAAGAAAGAAGGUACAUCAGGGUUACUGUAUGGACUUCUAAUAGGAUUUAUGUUCAGCUGUAGUUAUGGGAAAAUAGUAGCAACUAUUGUCGAAAAGAAAGAGACAGAAAGUAGCUUGGUAAAUAUCUGAAAAAAAAUAUGAGUUUUUCUCGGCGAAGAAGAAUUGGAAUUGUUGGAUUUGGUCACCUAGGUCAAUAUUUGGUUCAGGCAAUCCUUGAGAAGCAGCAAGAGUUUGAACUUGCAUUUGUCUGGAACAGAACAAAGAGUUAUUUGGCUGGUAAAGUCGACCCAUCUCUUCAAUUAGAUGAUCUGUCAAACUUCACAGACAAACAUCCUGAUCUGGUGGUGGAAGUGGCACACCCUUCCAUUACAGCAGAAUUUGGCAAACUGUUUGUUAGACAUUGUGAUUAUAUGAUUGGUUCACCAACAGUAUUAGCUGAUAAGAAUACAGAAAUUAGCUUGAGGGAAGCUGCAACCCAGUAUGGCAUCUAUAUUGCCAAUGGUGCACUGUGGGGAGGAGAAGAUAUAAGAAAAAUGGCAGAUCAUGGUACACUGAAAGGGUUAAAAGUGACCAUGAGCAAACAUCCGUCUUGUUUGAAGUUAGUUGGAGAGCUACAAAGCAAAAAUGAACAAGUGAAGGAUCAUGCCGUUAUCCUAUAUCAAGGUUCUGUGCGGGAUUUGUGUCCGAAGGCUCCAAAUAACGUCAAUACGAUGGCUGCAGCCGCAAUAGCAGGAUACACCCUAGGUUUCGAUAACACCCAAGCAUGUUUAAUAUCUGACCCCAGCCUUGCAGAUUAUCAUAUCGUGGAAGUGGAAGUUCAAGGGCCAAUACAACCAGAUGGAAAAAAGUUCUUGGUACAGACAGUUCGUAAAAACCCAGCUCCAAUGGGAGCUGUUACCGGAACCGCUACCUACGUAUCGUUUCUAAGCAGUAUGUUAGAAGCCCGAGGGAAAGGUUCCGGUUUUCAUUUAUGCUGACUUCAUGUAUUGCUUUGAUGAAAACCUCCGAUUCUGUCAACAUCAAGACAGUGAUUCUUGUCCACCUCGUGUUUUGACAACACCAUCUUACUAUACUUCAAAUGUGUUCAUUAAAAAUUUAUUUUAUAUGUCUAUGACAUAGUAUUUCAAAGAAGUUGCAACUUUCUUAACAAUUGAAAUAUUUGAAUUAUUUCUCGUAAAAAAAGAAACUUUUAAAACAACUGUUUGUGUAUGUUGAUUUGGUGCAUUUUCUUGUAUGGUGACAAUACUUGAGUAUUCUAGAAUUUCCUCAGAAAAAAAAUGUUUAGUUUCUUUAAAAAUUUAUCGUCUUCAUAAUUGAAAUGUCUGAAGCUAAACUACUAAGUGAACAGCCAUUAAGAAAGUUGUAAGUAGAAAAGAAAAAAUAAUUUGAAUACAAUAACCUUUAAUAGACAAUACAUUAUAAUUCUGUUCCA